AUGAACGAUGAUGAAAACAGUAAAUCUUCUAAUGCGUUUGAAGCAAUAAUGAACACUAAUUAGAAGAAGAUUAUAAAAGAAAAAAAAACUAUUUUAAAACCCAAAGAUAAGAAAAAAACUAAGCAAAUUCAAAUGAAUGAUUUUAUAAAAGCCAAUAAAUUUUAUUCUGAGGAGUUCUCUAACAUGUCUCUUCCCUCUUAAUGUGAUAAAGUUGGUAAUUAAGACAGUAACAGGUUUAGUAUAAUGGAUGAAGAAGAGGAGGAGGCUAAAUAAGAGAGCAAUAUUGAUGUUAUUGAUUUCUAAGGCUAUUCAAAUACAAAAUUAAAUCCUUCUCCUAAUUCAGGCCUUGAACCAAAUCUUGAAGUCAAUCAAAAUACUAUUCAAUAUUGGUAUUAUACACUGGGUAAAAGCUUUCGUGAGUACUAAUAUAGUAUUGUUAAGACAUGCUUGAGCAAUAAUACCCUUGUAGCUUUACCAACAGGUUUGGGAAAAACAUUUAUUGCUGCAACUGUUAUUUUAAAUUAUUAUCUUUGGUUUCCAAAAGGGAAGAUUUUUUUUCUUGCUCCUACCAGACCACUUGUAAAUUAAUAAAUGGAAUGCCUCAGCCAAUUUGAAUUGAUCAAUAAAAAUGAUAUUUUUGAAAUGACAGGAAAUUACCCAAUACCUAAAAGAAGAGAUGUAUAUUUAAGAAAAAGAAUUUUCUUUUGCACUCCAUAAACCUUAGAAAAUGAUUUAAUUGAAUAAAGAUAUGAUGGAUAUAAUUUAAGUCUAGUUAUAUUUGAUGAAGCCCAUAGAGGAACGGGAAAGUAUGCAUAUGUCAAUAUCGUUACACACUUCGAAUCAUUAGGCUACGGGUAUAGAAUUUUAGCAUUGAGCGCCACUCCAGGAAAUGAAUUUGAAUAAAUAUAAGAUGUUUUAAAAAACUUACGUAUUUCUAAGCUAGAAAUUAAAGAUGAAGAAGAUCCUGAUAUUAAGUAGUAUAUCCAUUCAAAAUAAAUUAUACCAGUAAAAAUCUAGGGUAAUGACUUAAUGACCAAAAUUAUGAGUUACCUUGAUAAUCUGCUGUAUUCCAGAUUCAAUUACUUCAAAAAUCUUUAGAUGGUACCCAUAUAGCUUUACAAAAUAGUUAAAAAACCCUCUGAUAUACAGCGUGGUACUUCUUUCCAUAUUAUGGAGUUUAUUAAAUAAAAUUAGAAUGAUAUAAUUGAAAAACAUCAUUAAGUAGGAUUGAAUGAUGCUUACGACUAAUUACAGUCUUUCUCACAAUUAAUUCAUGGAAAAAAGCUUAUUUAAGAAUAAGGAAUAAACUGCUUUAAGGAUUGGUUAUACUAAUUUGAAAAAGAUGUAAAUAAUAAGAAAGGGAAACCUUUGAGAAGCAAGCUUUAAAUAUUUAAAUUGUAGGACUUCAUUGAUUUAAAAAAAGUAAUGAAAAUGGAUUAAUAUGUUCCAAAAUAAAAAAAACCAAAGAAAAAUAAAUCUGCAACUAAUUCAAAAUAAUUAAAUUACUAAGAUGAUGAUGAUGGUUAUGAAGAUGAAAAUGCUCCAUUAAAACAAAACAAUAAAAGUUCAAAAGGCUCUGAAGAAAAUUUUGAUGAAGUCGAACUCAGUGAAGAUUUAGAAUCACAUCCUAAGAGUGAAAAGCUUGUGGAACUCUUAACAAACUACUUCUUAGAAGAGGAGUCAAUAGUAAAUAGAUCUAAAACAAUUAUUUUUACUUAAAGUAGAAACUCAGCAUCUGAAUUAAAAAAACUAUUAAACAAUAUUGAUGUUGUUAAUCCUGCUGGAGAUAAGCUUAUAAGAAGUGAAAUAUUUAUUGGAUAAGCAAAUUUAGACGGACAAGGAAUGAAUCAAAAAGCUUAGAUAGAAACUAUAAAAUUAUUUAAAUAAAAUGUUUACAAUACUCUGAUUGCUACUUGCAUAGGUGAAGAAGGUCUUGAUAUUGGUGAAGUAGAUCUAAUUGUCUGCUAUGAUUCAGGAUUUUCUCCUAUAAGAAUGAUAUAGAGAAUGGGUAGAACAGGCAGAAAAAGAGCUGGAAAAGUCUAUGUCCUGUUAAUGGAAGGAAGGGAGUACGCAAACUACAACUAAAGCUAAAAAAAACACAAAGAACUUAUGAUGCUAUUAAAAAAUAAUAGCUGCAGCUAAAGUGUUACUGAUUUUCAAUAAAAGGGUCGGACUGGUAGAUAGCCAAAAGCGACAAAAAGAACUUUUGAAUUUUAUGGAUUCAACCCAAGGAUGAUACCAUAAGACGUAAAUCCUAUUUGCAGAAUAAUAAAAGGUUAGAAUAAUGACUUUACUCCUGCUAUUAGCUCUUAAUCAGAAAGUGAAUAAGAGGAUUUUUUUGAGUUUUAGGGAAGUAAACAAAAUAAAGAAAAAUAAUCAAAUUAAAUUUAAAAGAAAAAAUCAAUUAUUUAAUUGGAAGUAGAAGAGGAGGAGGAAGAGGAAUAAUUAUUUAAAGUUGAAAUAAAAAAAGAUUUAGAAGAUUAAUAUUGCUACGAAAUAGACGAAGAAGAUUUUGAGCCGCCAUAAUAUCUAAUGAAACCUUCAUUUGAAAAGCCUAAACAAAGUUUAGAAAAAACUUAAAAAUAAUAGGAAAUUUAGGAUAGAUUAUUGCAAUUAGCUAAUAAUAUAAAUGGGAAAAGAUAAUAACCUCCUCCAAUAAAAUAACCUUAGAUACCUUAAUAAAAGAUCAUGAGCACUCCUGAAACUAUGACUCCAUUCAGCAAUUUCAGUAGCAACGAAAAGUUUAUGAGAAACAGCUCAAAUGGAAAUAAAAAAUAAACUUCUGUAUUUGAUACAAAUAUUAAAAGAUCUUCUACUACAAAUUAGUUACGAAAAUCUGAUCCUAAAUAAAUUACUAAAAUACCUUUAAAGAGUAAUUCUAAAAAAAAUAGAUUAAUUAUAAGUGAUUCUGAAAACAUGGAAAACGAUGAAUUAAAUAGUGAUUUGUGUUCGAACUUUAAAUAAUAAUGCUCACGUCAGCUAGAUUUUAACUCAAACAAUCCAAUUUCUAACUUAGAAAGAAUUAAUUUACAUAAUUCUUAUGAUAAAUAGAAUGAUGAUGAAAUAGUCUUUGUUAAAAAGUUGAAUCCUCUUCAUGUAUUUGGAAAUAUAGAAUAAGAAAAAAAGAGUGUGAUGAAAAAAAGAUCAAAUUCAAAAAGUUCUUCAGAUUUUAAUUUAAAUGAUUAUUCUCUACUCUACUAAAAUGAAGAAUAAAGCAACUAAUCUGAGUUAGACAGCUUACUAAAGCAAAUAGAAUAAAACUCUCCAUAAAAAACUUAAAAUCACAAUUAAAAUCAAAUAUAGAAAUUUAACUUCAAUUAGUUUGAAUAAGAUGAUGAUGACGACGACGAUGAUGAUGAUGAUGAUGAUGAUGAAGAUGAUAAGCAAAUCUUAGAAUUUCUUAAAAAUUCAAAGAGCUAGGCUUCAAAUGUAAAUAACCAAAUUUAAGAUCAAAGACAAGAAAAAAAUUUAAUAUAAAAUAUGCCAUAAAAAUCAUUUGCUGAAGAUAAAUUAUUUCCCUCUAAUAUAAAAUAAUAAUAAAAUAAAUUUGAAUAAAAAUAAUAGGAAUAAGUUUAAAAAUAGCAAAUUUACAAUUAAACAUAUAAUAUAUAAUUAAAUUAAUAACAAAAUAACCUUAAUAUCAACAACAAAAAUAGUAAUAAUAUCAAUUAUAGCAACAGUAUAAUAAACUAAUAAAAAGAAAAUAUUUCUCAAUAAAUUCCACUAAAUACUUGCAAAGAAAGUUAAUAAUAGUUCCUUAAUGUUAACAAUGUCUUUUAACAAAAAGGAUUAACUUUACAAAAUCAAUAGAAAGUUGCUGAAAGUUAAAAAAAAAAUUUUUUAAAUAAUGAUUUAUCAAAUGCUGUAAAUUUUUCAAAAAUGAUAGAUGAAAAUGAUAGUGAUGAUGAUGACGAUGAUGAUGAAGAUAUUGAUUUCUUAAAAAAAAUAGCUAGCACUAAAAGCAGUGUAUAAUAAUCUGUUUAGAAUAAUUAGUUUACGAAUCCAUCGAAUUCAAAUAAGAGUAUUGAAAAAAUGGAAAUAGAAUAAAUCUAAAACUCGAAGCCUGUCUCUUUAUAAACAAAUAAAGCUGAAUAGAAAAAUGAAUUAUAAAAUAAUUAAAUAUUAAAUUCAAAAUAAUCUUAGAUUAGCAAUAUUUUAACAAAUGUUUAUGAUCAUGAUAGUGAUAGUGAUAGCGAUAGUGAUGAAGAUAAUGUUGAAGACUUAAAAAUAAUCAGCCUAAACAUUUUUAACAAAAACAGUUCUAAUUUAAAUAUUCAAACAAAUAAUAAUUAAAUAUCAAAGAAAGUUGAGUUAGAUUCCAUUUCGUAUAGUUCACUAAACUUACUGAAUACAUAAAAUAACUCAAAAGCUCCAAAUAACUAGGCAACUCUAAAUAAUUGUUAAGUCUAAAAUAGCUUAAUCGAAAAAAUACCAGAAGCAAAUAAUUUUAAGAAUAACUUCUUUAACAACUAAAAAGAUAUUAAUGUAAAUAAUAAUUAAAUUAAAUUAAAUAAUGACUAAAAUAAUUAAAAAUAAAUCUAACUUGCUUAAAUUAAUGCAAAUAGACUAUAAAAUGCUGCAGCAUCUACCAGCAAUAAUGAGAAAUUCAUUCAACCUUAAAUUAACAACAAUCCUUAAAUGAAUUAAAUAAACAAACAAAAUAAUAUAAAUGCUAAUAACUUAGAAUAAAAUAAGAAUACUACGAGCAAUAUAAAUAACAACUAAGUCAAUAUUUUAAAAAAUUUUAGUGGUAUUAAAAAUGUAAUACAAGACAAGACUAAAUAAGUUAUAUAAAUCAAUAAUUAAAAUAUUAUUAUUUCUAAUGUUUAGAAUUAAAAUAAGUAAAACAAUAAUAUUAGUUAAGUACAAAGCAACUUGAACUAACAAAGCAAGAAUUAAUUUAAUAACAUUCCAUUUAAUCAAAAAAAUUAAUAGGAGCAGUUAUAAAAUAAAUAAUAAAUAUUUGGAAACUAAAAUUAAAUUAAUAAUGUCACAAAAAAUGAAUUAAAAAGAAGUGAUAGUGAUUCAUAGAUAAAAUAAUUGCAAGAAAACUAAAAAGAGUUGCAAUCCUAAAGAAAAACAGCUUGUGAUUUACAUCUAGAAUAGAUUAAGAAGAAAAUGCAAGAAGAUUUUGACAUUGAAGAGUACAAUUAAAGAAAUAAAAAUAAAGUUGCUGAAUAACUUAAACCUAAACUUGAUCCAAAAAAAGCUAGAAAAGCUAAAAAAGAAAAUCAAAAUAAGUAAGAUUCAAAUAUAAAUUUAAAUGUGGAAUAAAAAAGCUAAGAUUUUAAAUCAGUUUAGUAAAUAGCUGAAGAGAUGAGAUAAAAAAAUAUUUAAGAAUAAAAUAGCUAAAUAAGUAAACUUAAUGAUGAGAAUAAGAAUGGUAUCUAAAUAAUAAAUUCUUAAAGUGUUGUUAAUCCUAUAAAUAAAAAAUAAAAUGAAAAUAUUUAACCAAUUCAAGAUAAUCUAAAAUAAGAUCAUUUAAUGCCAUUCAAAGAUUUAUUAUCUUGCAUCUAUGAUAGUGAUGAAGAUGACAAUGAUGCAGCAAAAUAAGAUGAUAAAAUGUAAGAUUUAUAAACUGAAUAACAUAAUUCAGAUUAAUAAAAGAAAAAAAGAGAAAAUCCUUUCCUAGAUAAUCCUAACUCUACAUAUAACUCGGUUAAAGUAGAGAAAAAAUAAUUCCCAAAAUAGUGA
This is a messenger RNA of Tetrahymena thermophila SB210, 5694 nucleotides long. RefSeq names its product type III restriction enzyme, res subunit. Lineage: Eukaryota; Ciliophora; Oligohymenophorea; Hymenostomatida; Tetrahymenidae. Gene Ontology annotation, molecular function: DNA binding; hydrolase activity; ATP binding. The record is from RefSeq and is a predicted model, not a curated record. The transcript has 6 exons.